Molecule: messenger RNA, 6615 nt
Organism: Polypterus senegalus (gray bichir)
Lineage: Eukaryota; Metazoa; Chordata; Cladistia; Polypteriformes; Polypteridae
Product: cilia- and flagella-associated protein 44
Exons: 39
Coding region: 49-6057 (2002 amino acids)
Molecular function (GO): protein binding
Source: RefSeq, a predicted model, not a curated record
CCGUGCAGAAAAAGGACGCUCGAAACUGAAGUAUCAACAAAGGAAUUUAUGGAGAGCCAAGAUCAAGAUGCUGUUGAAAGUUCUGAACCUGCCUCAGUACCAGCUUCAGGAGAAGAGAACACUGAGUCUGCAAAUAUUCAAGAAGAAAAUCCAGAAGUAUCUGCAAAAGAAGUGACGGAGACCCAAGAUGAAGAUGCUGUUGAAAAUUCUGAACCUGCCUCAGCACCGGCUCCAGGAGAAGAGAACAUUGAGUCUACAAGUAUUCCAGACAAAACUCCCGAAGUUAAAGAUACUGAGGAAGGUGAAGGGGAAACAAAACCUGAUGAGACUCUUCCUAGUGCAUCAGGAGAUGAAGACUUGGCAGCUGUUGGAGAGGAGGAGAAAGUAAGCAGCCCAAAAGUAGAAGUCAAGGAGAGCCCGAGAGGUGAAGUCUUCAAUGAAACUGAAGAGACAGCAGCUGAUGGUGAUGCAGAUCUACAGCAGCCCCCCAUUGAUGGUGAGCCUCAGCCCAGCCCUGAGGCAGAAACAAAGGAAUCAAAGGUUAAUGCUGAAGAGCCUACUCCUGGUAAAACAGUGGAAGCAGAUGUUGUGGCAGAGAAUGAGGAGGACAAUGAAGGCAGCAUAAAUUCAGAAGAAAACCAGAGCCAGAGGGGACAAUCUGUUGAAGGAAAGGAAGAUGCAGUAGCUGAGGAUGAUGAAGCUUCAGAGCAGCCCCCCAGUAAAAGUACAGAGGACCGGCCUAAUUCUGAGCCUGAGACAGAUUCUGCCAAAGCUGAACAUAAAGAUCAGGCUCAGAAGAUGGAAGGAGAUAAUGAAGAAGAUGAGGAAGAGGAUGAGGAAACCAAGCAAGCAAAAAAGAAAAAAAUUCCUGAUGACUUUUAUUAUGAAUAUGAAAACCUUUGCUCCAAACCUUUUGUGACACCAGAGUCAGAAAUACCCCAGAGCUUGUUACAUAUCACACAUUCAUUUGGGUAUGACUGCACCAAAAGAGGCAAUCUGCAGCUGCUAGAUGAUUCUACGCUGAUGUUUGUGGCUGGAAAUUUAGUGGUCAUUUUAAACCUGAAGACGAAGGAGCAGAAGUAUCUGCGGAGCAGCAGUGGAGGAGGAAUUGCUACUGUGGUGGUCCAUCCUAGUAAAAUGUAUUUUGCAGUGGCAGAAAAAGGCAUUAUGCCCAACAUCAUUGUCUAUGAGUACCCAUCUCUGCGUCCAUACAGAAUCCUGAGAGAGGGCACAGAAGAGGCUUACAGCUCGGUGGCUUUUAAUAACUCGGGCUUCCUUCUGGCUAGUGUGGGAAGUUCUCCAGACUACAUGCUAACCAUUUGGAACUGGAGCCAGGAGCAGACCCUUCUGCGUUCAAAGGCCUUCUCCCAGGAUGUGUAUAAGGUCACAUUCUCCCCAGAAAAUGAGGAGCAGCUUACGACAUCAGGGACUGGACACAUCAAAUUUUGGAAGAUAGCAACCACCUACACAGGCCUCAAGCUGCAGGGAUUGCUGGGAAAAUUUGGUAAAACUUCUCUGACAGAUAUUCAAGGCUAUGUGGAGCUGCCGGAUGGAAAGGUUGUGUCCGGAUCUGAAUGGGGCAAUAUGCUUCUCUGGGAUGGUGGGCUGAUCAAGGUGGAAAUCUGCAGGAAAGGGGGCAAGACCUGCCAUAAUGGCCCCAUUCAUCAGUUUAUGCUUGAAGAAGGAGAGCUCAUUUCUGUUGGGGCUGAUGGGGCAGUCAGAGUAUGGGACUUUGAGGCUAUUGACAUUGCAGAUUCAAAAGAUGACAGUGGACUCUUUGAAAUUGAACCAAUGAAUGAGCUGGUGGUGGGAAAGAAUGUGAGCCUCUACUCCAUGGUUAAGACUUCCAACACUGAGCAGUUCAUGUGUUAUGCUCAGGAUGCUAAUGGAGCAAUUUGGAAACUAGAUCUUUCAUUUUCAAAUAUGACUCAAGAUCCUGAGUGUCUGUUUUCAUUCCAUGCGGGGAAUAUCCAAGGAAUUGAUGUCUCCCCUUCCACCCACCUGAUGGCUACCACUGCCCAUGAUCGUUCAGUGAGAAUCUAUGACUAUGUUGAUAAAAGGGAAGUAACUCUUACUCGAUUCAAGCAAGGUGGAACCUUUCUCACUUGGGCCCCUCGAGUGGUAAACCCCAAAGGAGGCCUGAUCACAGUGGGCUUUGAUGAUGGAGUUGUUAGGCUUCUGGAAGUCUACGAUCCCAAAGGGCUCACACUUGUUGCUGGACGGAACAGCUCCAGUGAUGCUGAAAUUCGCCUCAAGCAGGCAUUCAAGCCACACACUGCUGCUGUCACUGCUAUAGCAUAUGAGAAGAAUGGGGAAGUACUGGCCACAGGGAGCUUGGACAAUACAGUAUUUCUGUUCUCUGUGAGUGACAGAUAUGAAGCAAUAGGAUUUGUGAAAGUGCCAGGACCAGUGAGGGAACUGGUGUGGUCUCCACCAACUCAUGAAAAGAGCACGCUACUUAUCCUCUGUGAAAAUGGCCAUGUUGUGGAGAUCAUACCUCCUGACCCAGAGAAACAGGACACAGUCUCUACAUUCGAGCUCAAGAACAUCUCCAUGAAGCAUUUUGGCUUCCGCAGUAUCAAGUCAAAGAUUAAGAGAGAGAGAGCUAUUAUCCAACGAGAGCAGGCCAGAGAGCAGAGGGAGAAGGAAAAGAAAGAGCGACUGAGGAAGAUGGAACAACUGGGCCAGGAAAUUACAGAGAAAGACCUGCAGGAUGACCCGGAAGUUGAAGAAGAGCCACUUCCUGAUAUCUACAUCCCUGAGAAACCCAGUCCCAUCUUGUGUGGUUUCUAUUCUGAGCCUGGCCAGUUCUGGCUUUGCUUGGGGGAGUAUGACUGUGGAUUCUUGUAUCACUGCAAGUUUUCUGAGCAACGGGAUGAUGUGGAUCCAUCCAAAAGGCAGGAUGAACCUUUCACGUACAUUGAGCUUGACAAUGCCUAUGAUGAUCCCAUCAGGAACUUUCAUUUCAGCUCUAACAGGCAGCUGCUCUUUUGUGGGAUGUACAGUGGUGCAGUGAGGGUGUACACCCUUGAAGCUAGUGACGUCACUCUAAAAUCCUUGCACUGUUACUGGCAACUGAGCCUGCAUGACAACCACUAUGGUCACAUCCAGAGGCUGCGCUGUAGCUUUGAUGACCAGUUUGUUGUGACCACUGGAGAGGACGGGAAUAUUUUCAUCUUAAGCCUUUUGCCACAAGAGGACAUUGACAGAGCCUUACAAAAAAGAAAAGCAAAAAUCCCUUCACCAAGGAGCGACUUAGAGAAGGACAGGAUUGUUGAUGAUAUCGAGGAUCCUAAUGCUUACAGCAUUGAAAAUGCAAAACAGAAGAUGGAAAUGGACCGGAUGAUAAAGGAGGCAGAAGAAAAGAAAGCAAUCAAAAGGAAACUGCUAGCAGAGCUCCAGAAAGAGUUUAAACAGCUACUCCUGAAGAACAAAGAACUUCCUGAGCAUGUGCAGUUUCACAGAGUGGAGUUUGAGCUGGAUCCAAGGAUUCGAGAAGAGACAGAGAAGUCCACUGCUCAAAGAAUUCGCCUAGUGCGUAAAGAACUGGCAUGGGAACAGGAGAAGCAAAGGAUUGGGCUGCAGAAGUUACAAGAAAAGUUUUUAAAUAAAGUAAAGUGGAAUACUAUAGUAGUGACAGCAUUUAAGAGCCAACACCAAGUGACUACUUACCGCCUAAUGGCCCUCUCAGAAAAAUACCAUACGAUGAAGAACAAAGUCCUACACAAAGGCUUGGAUGACCUGGACCGCAGGAAAAGUAAACUUGGAGAGGCAGCCAAGGAGAGCGGAGGUUCAGAUGCAACAGGUGAGAGGCACCAGGCCAAUGAAGACUUGCUUCUGAAACCAGGCCCACAUAUUUCUGGAGUGCAGUUAGUCGGCCGGCAGGCGGAGAAGCUACAGAAAGCCAUUGAAAAAGCAGAGAAAGCCAAGGCUAAAAUUGAAAGAAGGAAAAAGGAAUGGGAAGCACUAUACGCGAGGAAGCCAGAUGAAAACUACGAGGAUCCGGCAGAUGUUCAGGCAAUAAAGGAAGCCUACGACAGCAUGGGGGACUUCAAAUUGAAGACAGCAAAAGAUUUCACAGUCCCAGAGCACCUGCGCAUGACACCUGAGAAGAAGAGGCGGCAGCUUGUCAUUCUUGAGCAGCAGAUGUAUGAUGCAAAAUCAGAGAUAAACAGUAAGGUUUUGGCUCUCCGGGACAAUAAAAUUGCCUGCAUAGAUCAAAUCCGUCGACAUGUUGAAGAACUAAAAAAUAUGCAAGCAAAUAUGGAGCCCUCAAAGCGUCUACCUCUACCUCAAGUGCCUAGCCUUCUUCCUCAGGAGGUUCCAGAGCGCAAAAUGCAGUAUACUGAAAAGACACUGAUUGCUUACAAGGAGACACUCUCCAAAAAAAAAGAACAUUCAACCAAUGCAGAGACUUCAGAACAUUUCUCUGGGUUUGGUGGAUUUGCUGGUGGGAAAACAGAACAUACUGAAGGAGUUCCAACACCGGACACAGCCGAAACAGAAGAAGGCUCCCAGUUAUCCUCACUCCAGACACCUUCAGAGCCACAGGAGUCUACACUAACUAACUUGGAGAUAGAAAUUUUACAAGCAGAGGAAAUUAAGAAUCUUUACAUGCAGAAGCAUUUGCUAGAAAAGGUGGAGGACAUUAUGAUGAAGUUUGAUGCAGAACUGCGUCUCCUUAGACACCAAAAGAUGCAGCUGGACAUUGGUGUGAAGAUGGCUGACCUGCGUCAUUUGACUCUGUAUGAGGAGUUGCUACUGCUCAAGGAUUUUGAAAGGAGAGAGAACACUCUCCAGGAAAAGGUCAACAGUCGCAUUGAGGAGAGCACGCUGAUGACGAGAAAGCUAGAGGAGUGCAGUGCACUGAUGGAUGUGAAAAAACGAGACAUUGCUAAAUUGCUGGAGCGUGAGAAGAUGGUCCAUGCUUCAUUUCAAUCACAGCUUGGAGAGAACAACAAAUUUGUAAAAUUUCUGACCAAGGUGUUUAAGCUGAAGGUGAAGAGAGUAAAAAAAGAGGUGUCUGAAGAAGAUGAGGAUGAAGAGAGUGAUGAUGAGUCACUUGAAGAGUCAUCCUGGGGCAGUGAGGAAGACGACUCAGAGUCAGAAACAGGAGCUUUGGAUUUGAGUACCUGUCCACCUAACUGUGAUCCAGACAUUUUUGAAAAUACAAUCCAGCUGAGAGAAAAACGAAUGGACAUUGAGGAAGCAUUGGCAGAAGAAAAGAAAAUUGCAGAUAACUUAAAGAAAGAGAACGACUCUAUUGCUAAAAAGCUGAAGGUUAUCAAUGCCAGCUUGAAAGCUGCAGAAGCUGAACUGGAGCUCUUUCAGCGGGAGAAGCAGCAAAAACUCAAUGAGCUGAUUGUUGUGGUUCCAUUAAGGCUGCAUCAAAUCGAGUUUGUGAAUAAUGUCAGCCUUCCUAACGACCUCUCCCAGGCCCUCAUAUUCACCAAUCAAGCACUGACACAACUGCAGCAGAGAAUUCAGGAGCUGCAUGUGGAAAAAGUCAAUCAGUGGGACCUCUACAAGAAAGCAAGACAGCAACAUGUUCAGCUCAACAGAGACAGAAGAGAUAUGGAGGCCAAGAUUCAGAUACUGCAAGAAAAGUGCAAGCAGCUGAUGCAGAUGAAAUUUGGCAGGGUGGUGGAUCUGCAAGCUUUGCAGGUUGUGUCUGUCAACCGGAAUGUGGAGGAAAUGAAAGAAAAGGCCAGAGUGAAUGAAGUCAUAUUCGCCAGAGAAAUGGAUGCCUGGGAGAAAAAGGUAUGGGAAAUGAAGGUGCAACAGGCUGAGGUGACCCGUGCCAACACUCAAAAACUGGACGAGCUCAACUCCAUGCUGAUGCAGAAGGCACAGCUUGAGGAGCGGCUGGAUGCCAGGCAGAAGUCACUGGGCAAGCAGUUCCAUGGGAAGCCACAAGCUGAGAUAGAGGAGAGGCAAAGAUUGAUCGAAUUGGUAGAGAUGCAGGCCCAAGAGAUUGAAAUCCUGCAGGACGAGAUUGACAUUCUCUCCAGAAAAGGGGGACACAUUCUUCCCCCAGCUCAGCCACCCAAUAUGUAGGAUGCUAAGGAGGGUAGUGCUGAGAGAAUGCUCCAGAACAAAACAUGUUAUAUUUCUCUGUUUCUCACAGCUCCCAUUCCUUUGCCAAAUGAUUUUAAUUUUGAACGUUUUCUGUUUUGCCAAAGAAUAACAACAUCACCUCAAUGGCUGCUGUUUAAAUAAAUUUUAGCUCUCUCUAUAUAUAUAUUUGUCUGAGGGAGUUGGGCCCUUUCCAGAUUCAGUGGCGUCUGGCUUGCAGAGACAGAGCUUGCCGUUUUAAAGCCUGGUAACUGAUCUGUUUAAUUUCCUCCUUUAUAUGGAUGGGCUCACAGGCUAGGUCUGCUGCCAGGCAGCUUGUUUUUAAAAGGGGUUUUCUAUCAUUUACAUCAGUAGGUGGCACUGUUUCCUCUUGUUAUGCUCGAGGAGUGUUAACAGUGUAACUCAAUUCCCAUAUUCAACACAUAACCUUCCCACUCACCACCACCCCCAUCAUACCCCACCCCCCAAACUCCAAAUGGUUUAAAUUGGGAAAGAAACAACUUAUCUUUGUGCAAAAUAAAUCUUAUGAUAAUAAAUGGC